AUGCAGCAAUCAUCGCCGCCGUACAACAAGCUGGCGUACCAGACGAUAUUCCCGCAGUACCUAGAUUCCAACCUAACCCCGAGCGAGGGACGACGCCUCACCAAGACGCAGUCCGUAGAGAAUCCGCAGCUUGAGGAGAUAGCUGUGGUACUUGGAACUCUGGGAUACAAGGAUUUCUUUAUUGAGCGCAAAGUCUCACUUCCGCGCUCCCAGUCAUCAGAACGGUACGCCUUUGUGCCAAAGGGAUGCGUAAAGGUUGCGAUCAAGCGGCCACAAGCGGAGCACUACGUUCGCAUGAGUGAGUUCGAUACAAAGACACGUGGCGUGACAGUGCAGGAUAUCUGCAGCAAACAGGAGCUUCUCCGACGUGUAGCAGCAGCAAUUAAAGCCAAUGGUGCUCCCCGCCCACAGCCCAUGACUGUUGCUGCCGCGACUGCUUCUAUCUUGCGGAAGAAAUAA
Molecule: messenger RNA, 459 nt
Organism: Trypanosoma grayi
Lineage: Eukaryota; Euglenozoa; Kinetoplastea; Trypanosomatida; Trypanosomatidae
Product: signal recognition particle subunit SRP19
Exons: 1
Coding region: 1-459 (152 amino acids)
Biological process (GO): SRP-dependent cotranslational protein targeting to membrane, signal sequence recognition; SRP-dependent cotranslational protein targeting to membrane
Cellular component (GO): signal recognition particle, endoplasmic reticulum targeting
Molecular function (GO): 7S RNA binding
Source: RefSeq, a predicted model, not a curated record